AUGAAGCUUGUGGCACCGUGUUGGAAACCUUCUGUUGAGGGUGAAAAUUCUAAUAAUAGAGGCGGGGAUGUGAGUGGUCGGCUUGAUGGUUUGUUGUGGUACAAAGAUUCAGGACACCAUGUUAACGGGGAUUUCUCAAUGGCGGUAAUUCAGGCAAACAAUUUGUUGGAAGACCAUAGCCAACUUGAAUCAGGGCCACUGAGCUCGCUCGAAUCAGGUCCUCAUGGAACAUUUGUUGGAAUUUAUGAUGGACAUGGAGGUCCAGAAGCAUCCCGGUUUUUAAAUGAGCACUUGUUCAACAAUUUUAAGACUAUUCAUGGUGCAGAAUUCACAUCAGAGAAUCAGGGAAUGUCCGCUGAUGUUAUCACCAAAGCAUUUUUGGCAACUGAAGAGGAAUUCCUCUCUCUAGUAAAGAAGCAGUGGAUAAUUAAGCCACUGCUUGCUUCUGUUGGUUCAUGUUGUUUGGUAGGCGUAGUAUGUAGUGGGCUGCUAUACAUAGCAAAUGCGGGAGAUUCUCGGGUGGUUUUAGGAAGACUGGAAAAGACCGUUAAACAGGUAAAAGCUGUUCAGUUAUCAAUCGAACACAAUGCAAGUAUAGAAUCUGUGAGAGAGGAACUGCGCUUGUUGCAUCCCGAUGAUCCACAGAUUGUGGUACUAAAGCAUAAGGUGUGGCGCGUGAAGGGUUUGAUACAGGUUUCAAGGUCCAUUGGCGAUGCCUACCUGAAGCGGCAAGAAUUUAACAAGGAACCUCUAUUGGCAAAGUUUAGACUAUCAGAACCCUUCCACAAGCCAAUCCUUAAAGCUGAGCCAACAAUAUUAGUCCAAAAACUCUACCCUGAAGAUCAGUUUCUCAUAUUUGCAUCAGAUGGCCUAUGGGAGCAGUUAAGCAGUCAAGAGGCAGUUGACAUUGUCCAGAACUAUCCGCGUAAUGGUAUUGCAAGGAAACUUGUCAAAGCUGCGCUUCACGAAGCAGCCAAGAAGAGAGAAAUGAGAUACUCCGACUUAAAAAAGAUCGACCGAGGGGUGAGGAGACAUUUUCAUGAUGAUAUCACAGUGGUAGUGCUGUUCCUGGAUUCGCAUCUGGUCAGUCGUAGCUACUGGCAUGGGCCUCUGCUUUCAGUUAAGGGAGGUGGCGGUGUCCCUGCCAGCACCUAG
Prunus armeniaca (apricot) is the source of this 1155-nucleotide messenger RNA. The record is from the annotation of a GenBank genome assembly. Lineage: Eukaryota; Viridiplantae; Streptophyta; Magnoliopsida; Rosales; Rosaceae.